Sphaeramia orbicularis (orbiculate cardinalfish) is the source of this 2425-nucleotide messenger RNA. RefSeq names its product hdc homolog, cell cycle regulator (gene heca). The record is from RefSeq and is a predicted model, not a curated record. Lineage: Eukaryota; Metazoa; Chordata; Actinopteri; Kurtiformes; Apogonidae.
CCAUCACUCGAAAACAAAAAGCUUUUGAGGCACGUAAAUCCCGACCUUUCCGACCGGACCGUGAAGGCAGCGUCAGCGGGGACUGGCACGCCGGGGGGCGGGGUCCUGUGACGUCAGGGGGUGGAAGAAAACAGCAGAGCAGGAAUCAAAACAAGAGACGGACACGCCUUCGAUCUUAAAGGUUAUAGCAGCUUAUUCCUCAAAACUGGUGCUGUGAGAGCUGCACUAAAUCCAGCCUGACGUCCACGAGGAGACCAACAACAACAAAAACAACAACCGUGACCGUAAAGAGAGAAAACAGCACGGCAGAAAUGGAGUCCACAGAAAUGUCAGACAGCGUUGACAGCAGUCGUUGAUAGAGGUCGAAAAAUACCACUGACAUCCGAAUCGUGUAAAAUGCCCAACCAGAAGAACAACAAGGGAAAGAAAAGCAAACGCACUAACAGUAGCGGAGAUGAGCAGGAAAAUGGAGCCUGUGCGGCCGCAACAGGAGGCGCGGCCGCGGCUGCUGCACCCAGAAACGAGCGCUCAAGUGAGGUCCAGUGUGCGACCCCUCUCGGAUGCAGCCUGGGCCGGGCCAUUGACCUGGAGAAGGAUGACUACCAGCGGGUGCUCUGCAACAACGAGCUCUGUCCCUAUGGCAACUGGAUGCAUCUGCAGUGUUUCUACGAGUGGGAGAGCUCCAUCCUGGUCCAGUUCAACUGCAUCGGCCGUGCUCGGUCCUGGAACGAGAAGCAGUGCCGGCAGAACAUGUGGACUAAGAAAGGCUACGAUCUGGCCUUCAGGUUCUGCUCCUGCCGCUGCGGUCAGGGCCACCUGAAGAAAGACACGGACUGGUAUCAGGUGAAACGUAUGCAGGACGAGCGGAAGAAGAAGCCAUCUGAGAGGAGCGUGGGCAGGACUGGGGCUGGUUCUGCAGCUUCAGGGUCAGGGGAAGGGCUGUUUGAGGAGUCCAAGAAAAACAAGGCGCCUGUAGGAGGAGCAGGAGCAGGAGUAGGAGCAGGAGGAGGAAAAUUAGCCCACAGGGUCUCAAGUCAGGAGCUACCUCGGAGACAAUCAGUUGACCGUCAGAACUCCACAGAGAGAGGAGCAGCAGGGGGAGGAGUAGGAGGACCAGCUACAGGAGGACCAUUCCCUCUCGCCCCACAAAAGUCUCCAUGUGACUCCCUGGGAGAGUCUCCUCCUACCGGGUUCUCCUUCUCCCCUACUGCUAGCCUCGGAUCAGGGGGCGCGGGAGCAGCUUUGCGAGGUUCCCGUCAGCUGGGGGAGUUCCUCAAAUCGGCGGUCCACAUGGACACGCAGAGGAAACACCUUUUAGUCAGCGGGGCACUGGGCCGGGGAGGAGCCUGCUCCAUGGGGGCCUCGGGCGGUGGAGCCGCUGGUCCACACCUGGAUGCCGGGUCUGUUCUCCCCCUGCAGCUGUCAUUCGCUCUCCCACUUCACCACAGGCUGACCUCUGGCGGCGUGGGCGACAGCACCCCCCACCCGGUACAGUUCCUGAGACGGCUGGACCUCUCAGAGCUCCUCACCCACAUCCCUCGCCAUAAACUCAACACCUACCACGUCCGAAUGGAGGACGACGCCCAGGCAGGGCAAGGAGAAGAGCUGCGCAGGUUUAUCCUCUCGGCCCUCAGUGCGAGCCAGAGAAACGUGGUCAACUGUGCACUCUGCCACCGGGCGCUACCUGUGUUCGAACAGUUUCCUCUGGUGGACGGGACGCUGUUUCUCAGCCCGUCACGUCACGAUGAGAUCGAGUACGACGUCCCCUGCCACCUUCAAGGGAGGUUAAUGCACCUUUAUGCCAUCUGUGUGGACUGUCUAGAAGGCGUUCACAAGAUUGUCUGCAUCAAAUGCAAGUCACGUUGGGACGGGAGCUGGCACCAACUGGGCACCAUGUACACCUACGAUAUACUGGCAGCUUCACCUUGUUGUCAGGCUCGUCUGAACUGUAAGCAUUGUGGGAAGCCGGUGGUGGACGUCCGAGUAGGGAUGCAGUAUUUCUCCGAGUACAGUAACGUCCAGCAGUGCCCUCACUGCGGUAACCUGGACUAUCACUUUGUUAAACCCUUCUCCUCUUACAAAGUUCUUGAGGCUUAUUGACAUAUGUUGUUCAUGCAUGUUAGUUAAGUUGCUUUUGUUCUCAUAUUUUCUAACACAAUCUAGUAAAGAUUUUAUUUUUGGGCCUUAUGGUGGUUUUAUGUUCUAUUUUUUGUUUUCUUUUGUAUGUUUAAGAAAAGUACGACUAGUUUUAAAGGCGGUUAUCUCUGCUGUUAGAGAAAGGUGUUGAUAAAAGUGUGGACUUGACGCUUCAGUCACGCAAACACGUUUAUCUGUGACAAGUGAAUGUAACUGUAUGCCAAAUUCGCUUUUAUUUUUUAUUUUUUACCAAAAACUUAAAGAUGGAUCUCAAAUAAAGCAGAGAAAG